Eleginops maclovinus (Patagonian blennie) is the source of this 2801-nucleotide messenger RNA. Its product is annotated as beta-1,4-galactosyltransferase 1-like. The record is from RefSeq and is a predicted model, not a curated record. Gene Ontology annotation, biological process: carbohydrate metabolic process; protein N-linked glycosylation. Gene Ontology annotation, molecular function: beta-N-acetylglucosaminylglycopeptide beta-1,4-galactosyltransferase activity; cytoskeletal protein binding. The coding region runs from base 924 to 1979 and encodes 351 amino acids. NCBI's taxonomy places the organism in Eukaryota, Metazoa, Chordata, Actinopteri, Perciformes, Eleginopidae. The transcript has 2 exons. Gene Ontology annotation, cellular component: Golgi apparatus.
UCAGGCGUAGUUCCUGCUUCAGAAAGCUGGGUGUGAUCUUUGUAAGUGAAACCCUUCUCUUUUGUUUGCCAUUCGCAUUGAACUUGCUUCCUCAUUUUUUUGGCACUCCCCUUACUGACCCUGCCAUGUGUUUGUGGGAAGGAAGUCAACUGCCGACUCUUAUCAGUGAGGGGACCGAUUAACAGCCGGCGGAAUAAUUUUACAUCUUGUUCUACGUUUCAAGGACACCACGCUGUCCUUUUUCUACAGAGGAAACAUACAGACGCUCAGAGACACAGGAGGCAAGUGUGGACAUGUUUCUUUUCCAGGGACGUCUCUGUUUACUCUGAAGGAUCUGGCUGAGGAAGCCUGUCAUCGUGAGAACUUCUAUAAGCUUAUUUGAGGACUCUUUUUUUUUUAAAGAAAGUGAACUUCUGGUCUGCCAGGUUCCACACAGGACACUCAGGACAUUCAGCAUUGUCAAUAUCCUACCACUAGAGGACCCUGUUUGACAAUCUACAGGAGGUGUAAUUAUUGCUCUAAUAUCUAAAGAAGGAUAACUCUUUUUUUUGCCAAUAUUUCCUUCUUGUCUUUUUUUGUUCACGUUUCAUAUACAGUAAGUCUAAAGGUAGGACAAUGUCCAAAAAAUGAUAAGAGCAAAUGCAAUAGUAUUGUAGACAGUAAACCCAGCAAUACACUUUCAAUUUAAUCAGCCAUAAAAAAGAUAAAAGUGAGAGGAAACAAGUGUUUAAAGAUUUGUGUGAGUAACCAUUGACAGGGUGCUCCGAACCUGAUCUGCUGACACGAACAAGGAAGCUGCUCCCAGGUAUAUAAAACCUGUCAGCUGUGUUGUUAGGAACACCUUUGACUUGCAAAGUGUGAAGAAAGAGCAGUGCUGUACGAGAGCCGAUGAGUGUACAGGACUCAACUUCAGGGGUAGCAAAAUGCUGAAAAAACUCUUUAAAUUCCUGAGCUUCUUUGCUUUUUUCAGUGUGGCAUGCUUUGUGAUGCUUCUGUACUUUAGAAAUGACAGCACUUUCACUCCUUUUAUAAAGUUGCAUCAUGAGGUAAAGGUAGACAAGACAGUUCCUCAGUCGACCAAAGGACCAACGAAUGGAUCCCUUAGUCCCAUCCAAGAAAAGUCAGAGAAGCCACCCACUCCAAGGAAGACUUUGGAAACUUGCCCUGACACCCCUCCAAAUCUUGUGGGUCCCCUCUUUGUGGAGUUUAAUAGCAAAAGAUCUCUGGAUGAUAUAAGAAAGGAGAUGGGUCCUACUCUACAGGAGGGAGGACGAUACAAGCCACCAGACUGCAUCGCCCGGCAGAAGGUGGCCAUCAUCAUUGCAUUCCGAAAUCGGCAUGAGCACCUGAAGCACUGGCUGUAUUAUCUCCAUCCCAUACUGAUACGACAGCAGCUGGACUACACAGUGUAUGUAAUCAACCAGGACGGAGAGGGAGUGUUCAACCGGGCUAAACUGAUGAAUGUCGGCUACGUGGAAGCGCUGAAGGAAUAUGACUAUGAUUGCUUUGUCUUCUCGGACAUAGAUUUGGUCCCCAUCGACGACCGUAACCUCUAUAGGUGUUAUGAAAAUCCUCGACACUUGGCCGUAGCUAUGGACAAAUUUAAUUUCAAGCUACCCUACAACACCUACUUUGGCGGGGUUUCUUCAUUGUCCAAGCAACAAUACUUGAAGAUUAAUGGCUUCCCAAACACUUACUGGGGCUGGGGGGGUGAGGACGAUGAUAUCUAUAAGCGAAUUUACUACCGUGGAAUGUCCAUCUCUCGACCGGACUCUGUGUUGGGAAAGUACAGGAUGAUCAAACAUCAGAGAGACUUGCACAAUGAGGCUAAUCCAAAGAAUCCGGGUAAACUGAGCCAAACGUAUAGAGACAUGGAUAAAGAUGGGAUUAAUACCCUCAAAUACACAGUCAAGGAGAUUGGGAAGGAUAUUCUGUACACGUUCAUCACCGUGGAUAUCAACGCUCCGCCAAGCGGAUAAAAGAUGGUGGAACAUACGAAACUGGAAAUGCUGUUAACUCAUUGCUGUUUUAGUGUCAAUGGUCAAAGAAAACUAGGGGUGUGUGUGUGUGUGUGUGUGUGUGUGUGUGUGUGUGUGUGUGUGUGUGUGUGUGUGUGUGUGUGUGUGUGUGUGUGUGUGUGUGUGUGUGUGUGUGUGUGUGUGUGUGUGUGUGCGGUGUCCAAGUUUACCAUGCCAAUGCUAUGAGUAUGAAGUACAAUUGUUGGAACACCUUGCAUAUGACAAUCGUACAAUCGAAAAGGUAAUGCAAUAAUCAGCAUUGUUAAAUAUAGAUAGUGAAUUAAACACAAGACAAUCUACCUAUUUUAUUUAUGGAGUGUUUUUUAUUGAUUACCAUUUUUUUGUGAACCUUUAAGAUUUUUUUUUACAAAGUUUUUAUAUAUAAAUAGACCACAUAUUCAUGCUUAAUCAAGUUUAAUUAGCUGUCAUUUUGACCUUUAUUAAUGACGUACGCUGUCACCCAUUACGUGUUGGCGAGUGAUCAGGUGAUGGGUUUUUUAUUUCUCAUGUCACAAUAUUUUCUAAAUGAUUUUGUACUGAGACAUUUGUCCUAGCUGUAAGAAGUAAGAUAACUGUUUGAUCCUGUGAAUACUUGAAGGUGUGAUGAAAUCAAAAAUGGGUAAAUGUGUUCUAUAGUGGCGGGGAUGAACAGGUUGAUUUAUCUUUAAAUUGGAAAUAUGGGUUUACUGCUUUUUAUUUAUGGCCUUUUGCAUGUGACGAAUAUGCCUUUGUCUUGUGAACUCCAGGGAUGUUUUGGAAAGUUUUAUAAAGAUUUUAAAACAA